UCCUUGGUGUGUAUACCUCCGUGCAGCGAUGGCGACGUCCAUUGGCGACCACGUGGACGCCACCGCCGGCGCCACCGCCGAUGCAGCCGCCGAUGCAGCCGCCGAUGCAGCCGCCGAUGCAGCCGAUGAUGCAGCCGCCGAUGCAGCCGCCGAUGCAGCCGAUGCAGCCGAUGCAGCCGAUGAUGCAGCCGCCGAUGCAGCCGCCGAUGCAGCCGAUGCAGCCGAUGAUGCAGCCGCCGAUGCAGCCGCCGAUGCAGCCGAUGCAGCCGCCGAUGCAGCUGGGCCGUCGGCGACAGCCUCCCUCCACGAGGCGCUGUUCGGAAAGGCGCCGCCGGGAAACCUCCGUCACCACCACCGCCUCCGCUUGCGCCGCCCGGCCGUGUUUUCCGGCCUCGCCCGCUCGUGGCCGGCAAUGGGCUGGAGCCCCGCGGCACUGGCGGACGUGAUGGGCGAGCGCCGGCUCAUGUUCCGCGUCGGGCCCAAGCGGCGCCCUGCCGAGUCGGCGGCGGAGAUGGAGCCCGAGUUGGAGACGGAUUGCGGUCACGUCCUCGCCACGGUGGCGGAGUUUGUCGCGUGGGUCGCCGCCGACGGGGAUGAUGAAGGGGUGAAGGCUGGAGACGGCGAUGGGGACGACGGUGGAGACGACGGUGGGGAUGAUGAUGGGGUGAACGAACGGGUGAACGAAGGGAAGGGCGACGAUGGGAUGAACGAUGGGGUUAACGAAGGGGUGGGCGACAAGGGGGUGAACAAAGUGGCCAGCGACGAUGGGAAGGGCGACGAUGGGAUGAGCGAAGGGGCGAGCCAAGGGGGUUUGGGCGACGAUGGGGUGGCUGCCACAGGGGCGAGUCAAACGGCGGACGUAGGCGCGCUGCGUGGAGUGUCGCGCCGCGACUCGUGGCUCUACGCCGACUACAUGCACAUGGCGCUGCUCUUCCGGGACCACCCCAACUUGCUCAAGGGGCUGCGCUGGGAGGAGCUGGGCUUCCUGGGGCGCUCUGGAGCCGACAGCACGCUGUGGCUGGGCAGCGAGGGAGCCAACACGCCCUGUCACUUUGACACCUACGGCUUCAACCUCGUGCUGCAGAUCUACGGGCGGAAGCGCUGGCACCUGUUUCCCCCGGGCGACUCGCCGCUCCUGCAGCCGACGCGCGUUCCCUACGAGGAGUCGAGCGUCUUCAGUCGCGUACACCCGCUCAGCGUACACCCGCUCAGCCUCGGCCAGCGGCGCUCACGCCGGCUGAGCCGCGCUCGCCGCCACCGCAUCACGCUGCUGCCUGGCCAGAUCCUGUUUGUGCCGCCCCUCUGGUGGCACUACGUGGAGAGCCUGGACCAGGCCACGGUGAGCGCCAACACGUGGGUAGAGCUGGAGUCGGACCACGAGGCUCGCCUGCAGGAGGCCCUGGCGCGGAUCGUCGUCUGCGCCGUCAAGACCCAGCCUCACCCCGACAACCUGGCCCGCUGGCUCAACCCCUCCGAGGAUGACGACGUCAGCUACGAGACGAACCUCCGCUACCUCAACGCGGCUCUCCGAGCUCUGCCCGGCUCCUCGCGGUCGGAAGCCUUCCACCAGCACCAGGGCGGCUCCCGCCCAGCGAAGAAGCGCAAGGCCGACGAGUCGGCGCUCGGCAGCUGCUGCAGCUGCAGCUGCCACGGCGAUCGCCGCAGCCAGACUACGGGGGGCGAAUCUCCGUCGGAAGAUCACGAGGGGGGCGGCGCUCCCAGCAUGCCGUGCGGCGCUUUCCUCGUCCCGUCGGAUCCCGGUUCCGACUCCCCGACCUCCGACGAGGAGGAACCCGCGGCGCGCGAGAGCCAGGGGGUCGUUGCCGAGGGUGCCGGCGAGGACGUUGCCGUGGAUACGGACACGCUGUUGGAGUGCGUCGCUCACCCGGACGUGGUGAGGGAGAUCGCGAGGCUGCUGAGGCAGCGGCUCAACGUGUAGGCGGCUCGCUUGUGAGUUUAAAUUGCGAGGAAAAGAGAACGGAGCACGAGGCGUGCGGGGAGCAACGCACACACGGCGGGGGUUGUCAACUUAAUCCGGGUGUCGCAUCUGAGCGGUCGUCCGUGUGACUCGAUCGCCCGCCCGCACGCGACUGCUUUGUCCGCGUCUCGGCGGGCAGUUGCGUGGCUAAAGCGCGACUCGCACCCUCUCUACGGCAGCUGAGCCAGCCCCACCCGCUCUCGUUCUGCAUUGUACUGCACGGCGAGGGGGGGAGGCGAGGGAAGUGUGGUGGCAUUGCCGCCGCCCACCACUGAGAGGCCGGGGGAAACGACGGCGCGCCAUGGAGCUACGGGCCACGUGCGAGGUGAGCGUCCCCGAGGUCGAUGGCAGGCUCCUUGCCAAGGCCUCGGCCUGUAGAAGCCGUCAAAAAAGAAAUGUGCCGGUUGAAGCGGUGAAACGUCUUGGAAACAGUUCCACGACAGCUGCUUGUCCGUACGGUGGCUUUAAUAAAACACUUUACGAGGUCGCACUCAUCUUCUUGGUUCUUUCGGUAAAGUCACGUGACUUUAAAGUCACCUGACUUUACCGAAAGAACCAAGAAGAUGAAUCCCUGCAGUCACGAAAGCUUUAAAUCUAAAUUUCAGGUCGCACUCGUUACACACCAAGUGCUGGCCACAAAUGAACCACGGCGCCUCGCUGAUGUCGUCAAGGAGGAUAAACCAUCAACCUCUCAGCAGCAGCGGCAGCGGCUUUUGGCUGCUGGUCAUUGAACAAAGGCGGUGGUCACCGCAUGGUCGCGUGGCGCUUUCAAAUGCGCUGCUUCCAGGGGCGGUUUCUUCAUUAGGGCGAUUGGGCGACGCACCACCAAUGUCAUUCAACCACAGAGUCACGCUAGCCGUCACUGUGCCUCUGGAUAUAGUCCAAUCAGCGUCAUGUCACGUUCUGUGGAGUACCGCCUCUUUUUGGGCGAUUUCACUCCGGCUGAGAAUCGCCCCGAGUGGCCCCAUAGACUUACAUUCAAAGAUGUUUUUUUUCGAACGGGGGCGCUGCAAUGCAUUCUCUAUGGCUUCCGGGAGGGCUCGCCCUAACGUGCUUACGUCAUCAUACGUAAGCACGUUUCAUCCAACAAUAUAAUUUGUCGCCACCUUGUGGAAUCUUUAAUAAAAUAAACUUGAGUGGAUUCUAUUAAUAGUGAGUAUAGAAACAAACAAGGAGAUGUAUUGUAAGAGUCACUUUAUUUUUCAUUAAUAUUAAAGAAGUGAAGUUGCCUUUACAUGCUUAAGCUGUUAAUGUAUCCAUUGCAUGGGUGGACCUUAUCCUUAUCAAUCAUCCAGACAUUUGCCCCCCCUGAGAGAUUUUGCAGGAGCCGCCACUGACUGCUUCUGCAGCCGUCUGGAACGCUCUUCCUUCCGAUAUCAGGAAGCCACUGGAGCUAUGCAUUUUGAAAUAAUCUCGAUUGAAAACUCUUUAGAACUGCUUUGUGUGUUUAGUUUUUUGUCCGCCCCCCCCCGCACCUCUGAUUAAAACGGUUGGCUAUGUAGUGAGAAAUACGUUUAACAUACAUACUUGAUGGCGGUGAUGAUGUUGAUGGUGGUGAUGGUGGCGGUGAUGGUGGCGGUGAUGGUGGCGGUGAUGGUGGCGAUGAUGUUGAUGGUGGCGGUGAUGAUGGUGUUGAUGAUGAUGUUGAUGGUGGCGAUGAUGAUGUUGAUGGUGGCGAUGAUGAUGUUGAUGGUGGCGGUGAUGAUGGUGUUGAUGAUGGUGAUGGUGGCGGUGAUGAUGGUGUUGAUGAUGGUGAUGGUGGCGAUGAUGGUGUUGAUGGUGGCGAUGAUGUUGAUGGUGGCGGUGAUGAUGGUGUUGGUGAUGGUGGCGAUGGUGUUGAUGGCGGCGAUGAUGAUGGCAGCGAUGAUGGUGGCGGCGAUGUUGAUGGUGGCGAUGAUGGUGUUGAUGGUGGCGAUGAUGGUGUUGAUGGUGGCGAUGAUGGUGAUGAUGGUGGCGAUGAUGGUGGCGGUGAUGAUGUUGUUGAUGAUGUUGUUGAUGGUGGCGAUGAUAAUGUUGAUGGUGAUAAUGAUGAUGUUGAUGAUGGCGGCGAUGAUGUUGAUGAUGUACCUUGCCUUGAGUGGCCGCCUGACGCUUGGGACAGGGUUGUGUGUGUAUUAAACUACUUUCGCACCGCUCGUAGCCAACCAUGCUCAUCGGCUUCAGGAGAAGUCCAGUCCAAGUGGGGGCAGUCUUCACGUCUUCCGAUGGAGUAAGGGUCUCGACACUUUUAGCCUGGACCGGUCCGUUUCAAAAGCAUCGGGCCGUCUCUCGACCCGUCGUUUCAGCCACCAAGACCAACUUUAUCUCCGAUUUAGCGCGGUGCGAAAGAAAUUCAACACCGAGGUGGUUGAUGAGCGCCGCAGGUGAUUGCGUCAGGGGGUAGCCGAGUGGUGCAUUGCUGCAAUUCCUCCUUUCGGAAGUGAAUCGGUCAUCUUGUCGUUCCACGGGUUCCGUUGUUUUCCAGCCGUGUAUCGGGGUAUCCGCAUCGGGUCACACGGUACAGACAAAAACAGCACAAUGUUGAUGUAACGAAACAUUUUUGUUGAAUGAGUACAAAUGAAAUUAUUUCUUUAAGCAUGUUUCCCGAUUUUUUCUUUUAUUCACACACUAAACACGGUUUGGGUUACGUUCACGCGAUCAAACACCCGUUACUAUGUACAGCGCCUCGCAGGGUGCGUUUUGACGGGGUGACCAAUAGUCUAAAUUGGUCCGUAAUAACGUAGGGAGGGGCUGAUAAGGGGUUGACAGGUAUGAGUGUUUUUGUGGAAUGAGGAGUGGUGGGAUGAGUGGUUGCGUGAGACUGAUGAGGUGAGCGUCUUUGUGGGAGGAGUGGUGGGAUGAGUGGUUGCGUGAGA
Lethenteron reissneri (Far Eastern brook lamprey) is the source of this 4833-nucleotide messenger RNA. Its product is annotated as HSPB1-associated protein 1-like. NCBI's taxonomy places the organism in Eukaryota, Metazoa, Chordata, Hyperoartia, Petromyzontiformes, Petromyzontidae. The record is from RefSeq and is a predicted model, not a curated record.